Molecule: messenger RNA, 1941 nt
Organism: Eubalaena glacialis (North Atlantic right whale)
Lineage: Eukaryota; Metazoa; Chordata; Mammalia; Artiodactyla; Balaenidae
Gene: ABCG4
Product: ATP binding cassette subfamily G member 4
Exons: 14
Coding region: 1-1941 (646 amino acids)
Cellular component (GO): plasma membrane
Molecular function (GO): ATP binding; ATP hydrolysis activity; ABC-type transporter activity
Source: RefSeq, a predicted model, not a curated record
AUGGCGGAGAAGGCGCUGGAGGCCGUGGGCUGUGGACUAGGACCUGGGGCUGUGGCCAUGGCCGUGGCGCUGGAGGAUGGGGCGGAGCCCCCUAUGCUGACCACACACCUGAAGAAGGUGGAGAACCACAUCACCGAAGCCCAGCGCUUCUCCCACCUACCCAAGCGGUCAGCCGUGGACAUCGAGUUUGUGGAGCUGUCCUAUUCCGUGAGGGAGGGACCCUGCUGGCGCAAACGGGGUUAUAAGACUCUCCUUAAGUGCCUAUCAGGUAAAUUCUGCCGCCGGGAGCUGAUUGGCAUCAUGGGCCCCUCAGGGGCUGGCAAGUCCACGUUCAUGAACAUCUUGGCAGGAUACAGGGAGUCUGGAAUGAAGGGGCAGAUCCUGGUCAAUGGGAGGCCGAGGGAACUGAGGACCUUCCGAAAGAUGUCCUGUUACAUCAUGCAGGACGACAUGCUGCUGCCACACCUCACAGUGUUGGAAGCCAUGAUGGUCUCUGCUAACCUGAAGCUAAGUGAGAAGCAGGAGGUGAAGAAGGAGCUGGUGACAGAGAUCCUGACAGCACUGGGCCUGAUGUCCUGCUCCCACACGAGGACAGCCCUGCUCUCCGGAGGGCAGAGGAAGCGCCUGGCCAUCGCCCUGGAGCUGGUCAACAACCCACCUGUCAUGUUCUUUGAUGAGCCCACCAGUGGUCUGGACAGCGCUUCCUGUUUCCAAGUGGUGUCCCUCAUGAAGUCCCUGGCCCAGGGGGGCCGUACUAUCAUCUGCACCAUCCACCAGCCCAGUGCCAAGCUCUUUGAGAUGUUUGACAAGCUCUACAUCCUGAGCCAGGGUCAGUGCAUCUUCAAGGGCGUGGUCACCAACCUGAUCCCCUAUCUGAAGGGGCUCGGCCUGCACUGCCCCACCUACCACAACCCAGCUGACUUCAUCAUCGAGGUGGCCUCUGGCGAGUACGGAGACCUGAAUCCCCUGCUGUUCAGGGCUGUGCAGAAUGGGCUCUGUGCCAUGGCAGAGAAGAAGAGCAGCCCUGAGAAGAAUGAGGUCCCUGCCCCCUGUCCCCCUUGCCCUCCGGAAGUGGAUCCCAUUGAAAGCCACACAUUUGCCACCAGCACCCUCACACAGUUCUGCAUCCUCUUCAAGAGGACCUUCUUGUCCAUCCUCAGGGACAUGGUCCUGACCCACCUGCGGUUUGUGUCCCAUGUGGUGAUCGGCGUGCUCAUUGGUCUCCUCUACCUGCACAUCGGUGACGAUGCCAGCAAGGUCUUCAACAACACGGGCUGCCUCUUCUUCUCCAUGCUCUUCCUCAUGUUUGCUGCCCUGAUGCCAACUGUGCUCACCUUCCCCUUAGAGAUGGCCGUCUUCAUGAGGGAGCAUCUCAACUACUGGUACAGCCUCAAAGCGUAUUACCUGGCCAAGACCAUGGCCGAUGUGCCCUUCCAGGUGGUGUGCCCGGUCGUGUACUGCAGCAUUGUGUACUGGAUGACAGGCCAGCCAGCUGAGACCAGCCGCUUCCUGCUCUUCUCAGCCCUGGCCACUGCCACGGCCUUGGUGGCCCAGUCUUUGGGGCUGCUGAUCGGAGCUGCCUCCAACUCCCUACAGGUGGCCACAUUUGUGGGCCCAGUUACCGCCAUCCCUGUCCUCUUGUUCUCCGGUUUCUUUGUCAGCUUCAAAACCAUCCCCACCUACCUGCAGUGGAGCUCCUACCUCUCCUAUGUCAGGUAUGGCUUUGAGGGUGUGAUUCUGACCAUCUAUGGCAUGGAGCGAGGAGAUCUGACCUGCUUGGAGGAACGCUGCCCUUUCCAGGAACCACAGAGCAUCCUCCGAGCACUGGAUGUGGAGGAUGCCAAGCUCUACAUGGACUUCCUGGUCUUGGGCAUCUUCUUUCUGGCCCUGCGGCUGCUGGCAUACCUUGUGCUCCGUUACCGGGUCAAGUCAGAGAGAUAG